AUGAAAAAUUGCUUUGGAAAUCUAUGCCGUAUGAACAAGAAGCAAAAACCCCAAAAACUGGUGGUUAUAAAAAGGCCCACGGAAAAGGGGAUUGAGUCUAGAUACGAGUUAGGGAAGAGACUAGAUAGAGGAGAUUUUGGACGUAGUACAUACUUUUGCAAAGACAGAAAUACGGGAGAGGAAGUUGCGUGCAAGUCGAUUUCCAAGAAUGAACUUAAAACAGCGCUUGAUAUUGAAGGGGUCAGAAGAGAGGUUGCUAUCUUGAGUCAUUUGCCUAAACACCCUAACAUCGUUACGUUGAAGGAUACGUUUGAAGACGAAGAUCACGUUCAUCUUGUUAUGGAACACUGUGAAGGUGGUAACCUUUUGGAUCGCAUCAAAGCUAGAGGACCUUUCACCGAUGGUAACCUUUUGGAUCGCAUCAAUGCUAGAGGACAUUUCACCGAACUCAGAGCUGCUUCUGUCAUUAAUACCAUCGUCCGAGUUGUUCAGAUUUGCCACAAACAUGGCGUGAUGCAUCGGAAUCUCAAACUCGAAAACAUUUUGUUUGCAAUCAAGUAUGAAACAGCGCCUUCAAAAGUUACUGACUUUAGUUCAUCAAUUUUCUUCAAACCAGGUGAAAGAUUUAAUGAGAUAGUUGGAAGUCCAUAUUACAUGGCCCCUGAAGUAUUAAAAAGAAAUUAUGGCCCUGAAGUUGAUAUCUGGAAUGCUGGAGCAAUUCUCUACAUCUUACUUUGUGGUGACGCUCCAUUUUGGGCAGAAAGUAAGCAGGGAUUUGCUCAAGCAAUAAUACAAUCUGUUAUUGACUUUGAAAGAUAUCCAUGGCCAAAGGUUUCUGAAAAAGCAAAAGACCUUGUUAUGAAGAUGCUUGAUCCUGAUCCUAAGAGGCGGCUUACUGCACAGGAAGUUUUAGAUCAUCCAUGGUUGCGCAAGCUUGUCAAGAAGAUAUCUAAUGAUACAAAAUGCCUUGUUCAGAAGAUGCUUGAUCCUACCCUCGAGAGGUCAGACUAUUGGUUGCGGCACAAUCAUUGGGAGAAACAAUCAUUGGGAGAAACAAUCAGAGCAAAGCUUAUUCAAUUUUCUGUAGUGAACAAGCUUACAAAAACAACAUCGACGAUAAUUGCAAAGCAAUUGUCUAUAGAAGUUGAUGCAAAAAGUGACAGGGAUUUUGUGAUUGAUACAGGAAAUAGAGGCAAAAUUAACUUGGAUGAAUUACGAAUAAGGUUGCAUACACUAGACCACGAAAUUCCUGAUGGAAAUGUGCAAAGACUUAUGGUAGCUUUUGAUGAAGACAAAGAUGGUUACCUAGAUUAUGGAGAGUUUUUAGCCAUUUGUAUUCAUCUAAGAAAAAUAUCCAAUGAAAAACACAUCAAUAAAGCAUUUGAAUAUCUUGAUAAAAAUCAAUCUGGGUAUAUUGAUCUUGAGGAGUUAUGUAAUGCUUUAGGUGACAAGGUUGACACAUACAGGGAGAAAGUCAUUAAUGAAAUUAUGCAUGAUAUGGACACAUAUAAGGAUGGAAUAAUAAUAAGUUAUGAAGAAGUAUGGAGCUGA
Molecule: messenger RNA, 1551 nt
Organism: Vicia faba (fava bean)
Lineage: Eukaryota; Viridiplantae; Streptophyta; Magnoliopsida; Fabales; Fabaceae
Source: the annotation of a GenBank genome assembly